This is a messenger RNA of Cuscuta campestris, 1723 nucleotides long. Lineage: Eukaryota; Viridiplantae; Streptophyta; Magnoliopsida; Solanales; Convolvulaceae. The record is from the annotation of a GenBank genome assembly.
UUAUAAACCGUUUUGAGAGGCCACAAAUGGAUAGAGUCGCUUUCUCUUUUCAUUAUUUUUUCUCUCGGCCAGUUUACCGCUAGACUUCAGUGAUAGGAGACUCAGCUGGAGGUCCGACCCUUUCUAACCACCGGAAUGGCCGCUCUCAGUUGCAUGAAUUGGUUUAACGCCAGAAUGACUGUUCUACCCUCGGCGGCCAUCAAAGAUAAUACUGAGAACCAGAGAAUUGAGCUUCAAGAGAAGGUUAAAUGGUCAAGGGUUCUGAUACUAGGCGGAACCGGAAGGAUUGGUGGUUCCACCGCAACUUCUCUCUCUAAUCUAUGUCCUGACCUGAACAUCAUCAUCGGCGGCCGGAAUAGGGAGAAGGGUGCUUUUGUGGUGGCAAAACUGGGAAAGAAUUCAGAGUUUGCUGAAGUGAAUAUAGACGACAAGGCAUCUUUGGAAGCAGCAUUGAAAGAUGUUGAUCUUGUUGUUCAUUCUGCUGGGCCUUUCCAGCAGACCGGGAACUGUAAUGUACUAGAAGCUGCCAUUCGGACCAAGACUGCAUAUCUUGAUGUUUGUGAUGACACAAGCUAUGCAUUUCGUGCAAAGUCGCUUAUGAAUGAAGCACUUGCUGCAGAUGUGCCUGCAAUAACUACAGGUGGCAUCUAUCCCGGAGUGAGUAAUGUGAUGGCAGCAGAGCUUGUUCGCGUUGCAGGCAUUGAGAGCAAAAGUAAGCCCGAGAAACUAAGGUUCUAUUAUUAUACUGCUGGCUCAGGUGGUGCUGGCCCAACAAUUUUAGCUACAAGUUUUCUGCUUCUUGGAGAAGACGUAGUUGCAUACAAUAAAGGCACUGAAAUCAAAUUGAAGCCUUACAGUGGUAUGCUAAGCAUUGACUUUGGAAUAGGGGUCGGAAAGAAAGAUGUCUUCCUUAUAAAUUUGCCUGAAGUGAGAACUACCCAUCAUACCCUUAGAGUACCAACUGUCAGUGCUCGGUUUGGAACUGAUCCAUUUUUCUGGAACUGGGGAAUGGUGGCCAUGACAAAUUUACUUCCAGCAAAAUAUUUGAAAGACAAAAGAGGAGUUCAGCAGCUUGUUAAAUUAUUUGAUCCACUUGUUCGGGCAGUCGACCAGAUCUCUGGAGAGAAAGUCUCAAUGAGGGUUGAUUUGGAGUGUUCAAAUGGGCGGCAGAGAAUAGGUAUAUUCAGUCACAGAAGACUCUCUAGAUCAGUCGGAAACGCGACAGCUGCAUUUGCGCUGGCAAUUCUUGAAGGAAGCACAAAACCCGGAGUUUGGUUUCCGGAAGAGCCAGAAGGGAUUGCUAUUGAGGCGAGGGAAAUCCUGCUUAGACGUGCGGCUCAAGGGACCAUCAAUUUUGUAAUGAACAAGACUCCAUGGAUGGUAGAGGCAGGGCCUAAAGAGAUUGGUUUUGGCAUUUAUGGGUGAUGUUAACACCUUUACUUAUAAGCCUAUCUAUUGUGGUGGGGCUUGAUGGGGUGCCUUACAGACGUCCCGUAAGUGGAUGCAUGGAUGUGAGAAAAUGCCGCUGGAUGGGAUGUAAACACCUUUACUACUCCCUUUUAAAUUGGAACAUCACGGAGUAGGUUUAAUCUUUGGUUAUUUUUUUAAUUUUAUACCAAUGUUGUAUUCUGAAAUAAAUUAAAAGAAGAAUUCACAUAAAUACUCCAAGAAAUAUGUGAUUUUAUGUUAAUACUCUAAAAUUGAAUAAUUGAUGCUAUUAGUC